AUGACAGAAGAAAGUAGUCAGCAAAAGAUAGUUUGCGUGGAAGUUCAGCGCGACGUCAUUUUACUGAACGCGAAGGUUUUUUCAUCAUGUCGUGUAGGACCUCGAGGGUUACCAGGCCCUCCCGGUUCACCUGGUUCUACUGGUCCCCAGGGUCCUCCCGGACCAACUGGUAAAAGAGGAAGAAAGGGAACCGUGGGUCCCCCUGGACCCCAGGGAAAACGAGGUAGCAGAGGAUUACCAGGACCCCCCGGACCUGCAGGCCCGUCUGGUAAAUCAACACAACGUGAAGCAAGUCCUGGUGAUGGACAUCAGUUAGAGUUACCACAUUUCAUUACAAAGCCUCCCCCUGCUUUGACGGUUAAAGAGAAACAUAACGUGACAUUACCUUGUAAAGCAGCUGGGUUCCCACCGCCCAUAAUCACGUGGUACAAAGGUGGUAAAGUGAUAGAAGACGAAAGAAAACAGUUUAAGAAAAGAAAGUUGGAAAUAAAGGAAAUUCAGUUUGAGAACCGCGGUAUCUACACCUGCACAGCGGAAAACCUGUUGGGUAGAGUUCAGUUAUCGGUCAAUGUAACUGUCAAAGGUAUAUAAACGGUCAGUUUUACUGAGCGCUAUAUUUGUGAAACUGCCUCACUUUCGUUAGACCUCAGAGUCUCAAUAUCCAAUCAGACUUUAUUCUCGCCGAGCUUUCACUUUAACCAUCUGCAGCCUCUUUCAAAUGCUAAAUUCGUUAAUAGAUUUAUAUCUGACUUCAUGUAACCUGAUAAUGGUGUCAACAGGAUAAAGAAUCGUUUUAUCUUUUAUUUUCCAUUUAUAUCAAUAGUUACUUUUCGUUUGUAUAAAUGUACGUAUUUUUUAGUGUUUCAUUUAUUAGACGGGAAAAAAAUGUAUUCAGUCAGUUCACAGUAGGUAAAAGAGUAAAGUCUUCAUACCAGCAAAGUGGCUCAUCAGGCCGUUGCUUUCUGUGCUUAAUUUCAGUAGCUUAUACAGUGACCACUUUCCCCUAGAUGGGAUGCUAGUCCAUCGCAGGGCUAAAUCCCCACCCCCCUCCCUCCACCACCAGCAAUAAAUCCGUCUGUACCCACUGUGAGAAUAAAGUGCCUUGCCUAGGGACACAACUCAAUAUCCCCAGCCAGGGCUUGAACCCGGAUUACUCGAUCCGGUGGAAAGCACACAAAACUAUAAGCCAC
Messenger RNA from Orbicella faveolata, 1190 nucleotides. RefSeq names its product roundabout homolog 1-like. Lineage: Eukaryota; Metazoa; Cnidaria; Anthozoa; Scleractinia; Merulinidae. The record is from RefSeq and is a predicted model, not a curated record.